This is a messenger RNA of Aptenodytes forsteri (emperor penguin), 2026 nucleotides long. RefSeq names its product trophoblast glycoprotein-like (gene TPBGL). Gene Ontology annotation, cellular component: plasma membrane. The record is from RefSeq and is a predicted model, not a curated record. Gene Ontology annotation, biological process: negative regulation of canonical Wnt signaling pathway. Lineage: Eukaryota; Metazoa; Chordata; Aves; Sphenisciformes; Spheniscidae. Gene Ontology annotation, molecular function: protein binding.
CCGCUGGCCGUGUCCCCCGCCGCCGCCCCCGGGGGCUGCCCGUCCGCCUGCUACUGCGUGGCCACCCCGGAGCUGGUGCAGUGCCGGUACGAGAGGUUGGAGGAACCGCCGAGGGAGCUGCCGGCCACCGUGCACAACCUCAGCAUCGCCGGCAGCAACCUGAGCGUGCUGCACCGCGCUGCCUUCGCUGCCCGCCCGCUGCCAGACCUCCGCCUGCUCCGCUUGCGCCACGAUAACAUCCAAAUCAUCGAGGACAUGGCUCUGCAAGGGUUGCCCGCCCUACGCACCCUCGACCUGAGCCACAACCCGCUGCUCUCGGUGGCCGCCCGCGCCUUCGCCGGCUCGCCGCUGCUGCGGCCGCGGCAGACGAACCAGGCGCUGCUGGCCGCCCCGUUGGAGGAGCAGCUCGCCUUGGCCCUGCGCAACCUCAGCCUGCGGCGCUUGGAGCUGGCGGGCAACGCUCUGCGGGCGCUGCCGGCCGCCCUGCUGCCCGCCGGCCUGGAGGAGCUGGACCUGCGUAACAACUCGCUGCAGCGGCUAAAAAGCGCGCGCGGCCGGACGGCCGCUGAGCUGCGGAGCCUGGAAGCGCCGGGGUUGCGGGGGCUGCGGCUCACCUUGGGGGCCAACCCGCUGAGUUGCGACUGUGCCCUGCGCCCGUUCCUCGCCUGGCUGCGCGUCACCGCUGCCCGCCUGCCCGAUGCCCGCAGCCUGCACUGUGCCGGACCACCGCCGCUACGCGGGGCCACCCUGCUGCACCUGCGGCCCGAGGGGCUGGCGUGCGCGGCCACUGAGGGCGGCGAGCCCGGUCAGCUGGAGACGGCCUCUUACGUCUUCUUCGGCAUCGUGUUGGCCCUCAUCGGUAUCGUCUUCCUCAUGGUGCUCUACCUGAACCGCCGCGGCAUCAAGCGUUGGCUGCACAACCUGCGUGAGGCUUGCCGCGACCAGAUGGAGGGCUACCACUACCGCUAUGAGCAGGACGCCGAUCCCCGCCGUGCCAACGCCAUCGGCACCCCCGGCCUCUGACGGCAUCCCUGGCCUCUGCUGCCAUGCCGCCCCUCGACGCCUCCGCUCCCGGCAUCCGCCUCACCUCAUCCCCGUUCCCAUCCCCUUGCCAUGGCACCACCAAAAAUCAGCUUCUGAGGACGAGCCGGCCCUGGGGUUGGGUGCUGGGGUGCGUCAGAGUGGGGUGCACCCUCCCUGGAGCGCUCCGGACCAGCUCUCCCUGCCCGUGCCCUAAUCGACCCCGUAGCGCCAAUUCCCACAGGGGACUGGGCUUGGAUCCAUUCCCCCCAUCCCAGUGCCCGCGGGCAGGGGGAAGCGCAUCCAGAUCGGCCCCGCGGGAUGCCGGCACGAGCAGCCCCGGUGCUCCCGGGAGGAUUAUGAACUGCUUCCCGCGCCUCUUCUCCAGCGGCAGGUUUCUUCGGCGGACUGCGGGAUGCCACGCUGCCGGCGGGGCUCGGCACGUGAGUGUUUGCUUGGCACAUCCCGGGAAGCAGCGGGCAAUACCUGAAACUGUCCUCCUGGAUGUUCCUGGAGCCUGGACUUGACUUUGACCAUGUACAGCUCUCUUUCCUAUUAGAUUUGUAUUUGACAGAUGCAAAACUUAACUUGAUUUCUUUUUUUUUUUUCUUUUUUUUGCUCCAAACACAGAGGAAAACACACCGUCCAGCCGCUCCCCCCGAGAAGCGAUGUGCUUUUCCGAGCCCGUUUAUCCAUUUGGUUUUGUUCGAUGACAUUUCCAGCUCUUUCCAGGCACAAAACGAUGCAGCUGUGUAGGAAACGCCUCCGCCGGCUGCGUGCAUGUUCCCCAGGGCAUGCGGGGGCAGCCCUUUUCUGACUCUAAAAUAUAUCCUAGACUAGGCUGUCUCAGCACUUUGUAAUUUAAAACGAGCGAAGCAAAAGCUCUCGACCUAGUUCACCCGCCCGUGUUUGCUUUAGAACCGUGCCUGUUACUAUAUCCUAGAGCAAAUAUAUUGAAAGCUGCAUCCACUCUAUCGUCUAUUUUCUAUAAAGCUUCUUGCAAUGA